GGGUGUGGUGAAGGGCAUCCUGGGAGACCAAGGUCAACAUGGCAAAAUGAGCAUGGACUCUUGAGCCAUGCUGAGGACGGGGUGUUAGCUCCCAGAAACUGCUAUUGCCCAGGCAGGUGCCCAGGGAGAAGCUGGGCAGGAACAGAGCCAGACAAGUUCCGGAGGGGCAUGGCUUUCAUUUCCCGUCCCCAGCAAACCUCCCCGGAAGCAGGCUUGAGUGGAGAGCGGAGGACGACACUGGGCGGCGCAGGCAUGCCGCUGGAGCUGUUUCUGGACCUGUACUCGCCCCCCUGCCGUGCCAUUUACAUUUUCGCCAGGAAGAAUGGCAUUCCCUUUGAGUUUCGGCCAGUAGAGCUAGGACGGGGGGAGCACCUGAAGCCUGAAUUCUUGAAGGUGAACCCCCUGGGGAAGGUACCUGCCCUGAGGGAUGGGGACUUCCUGUUGGCCGAGAGUGUGGCCAUCCUUUUAUACUUGACACGCAAGUACCAGACGGCGCCGAACUGGUAUCCACCUGAACUGAAGGCCCGCGCCUGCGUCGACGAGUACCUGGCGUGGCAGCACGCCGCCAUCCAGCUGCCUGCCACCAACGUCUACCUGUGUAAGUCCCUCCUGCCCCACUUCUCGGGGCAGCCCGUGGACACCAUGCGGCUAGACCGGCUGUUGGGGAGGCUGAAACCGGCCCUGCAGCACCUGGAUCAGGAGGUCCUGGCAGCCAAGCCCUUCCUGGCCACUGAGCAGGUCUCCCUGGCCGAUCUGAUGGCAUUCACGGAGCUGAUGCAGCCCACUGCUGUUGGCUGCGACCUCUUCCGAGACUGGCCCCGGCUGGCAGCCUGGCGAGCCCGAGUAGAGGCUGCCCUGGGCCCUGAGCUCGUCCAGGAAGCCCACAAGCUUGUUCUACAGCCUCGGGACCCCAGAGACGCCCAGCGGGACCCCCAGCUGGCACAAGAGCUGGUGCAUCGGCUGCUGGAGCGGCUCAGCUGAGAGGGGAACGGGCUUCCCUCCACACACACACACACACACACACACACACACACACUAAACAUGCUGUGUGCCCUAUACCUGUCUCCAGCUUCCUCUGCCUUACCAAGUGGGGUCUCCCUGCUUCUGAGCAGAAUCUGGAGGGACAAGAGAUCUCCUGAGAUGAUGCAGCCUAGAGGAAGUAGCACUCAGGGUUCUCGCGGGCCUCCAGUUACCUUCCUGAGUUGCCAGCUCUGAAUUCCACUGGCCACUGCCCGUCCCAAGCCAGACCGGAAGUUUCUGGGAUUCUCUCCAUGGCACAGCUUGGCUGGCCCACCCUAGAUACUCCUGUGGCAUUGUCCCCAGGGCCCCGACUACUCCCUAGACUCCUGUCUCUCUGUCUCUCAACACUUUUCUAGCCAUAGUUCAGGCUAGACUGACCUCUGCAUACCCCCAGCGCCUGCUUCUGAAGCCCUCCAUGGUUACGUCCCAUUGCCCCACCAUCAUUCUGGACCCAGCAGAGCCCCUUGGGUUAUACUCUGCAAUAAAGUUCUAGUGCUGAGAA
This is a messenger RNA of Hyaena hyaena (striped hyena), 1522 nucleotides long. Its product is annotated as glutathione S-transferase theta-1-like. Gene Ontology annotation, cellular component: cytoplasm. The record is from RefSeq and is a predicted model, not a curated record. Bases 169 to 981 code for a protein of 270 amino acids. Gene Ontology annotation, biological process: glutathione metabolic process. Lineage: Eukaryota; Metazoa; Chordata; Mammalia; Carnivora; Hyaenidae. The transcript has 7 exons. Gene Ontology annotation, molecular function: glutathione transferase activity.